Messenger RNA from Mobula hypostoma (lesser devil ray), 5830 nucleotides. It is a transcript of the gene epor, whose product is annotated as erythropoietin receptor. The transcript is spliced from 8 exons. Gene Ontology annotation, molecular function: protein binding; cytokine receptor activity. Bases 9 to 1748 code for a protein of 579 amino acids. NCBI's taxonomy places the organism in Eukaryota, Metazoa, Chordata, Chondrichthyes, Myliobatiformes, Myliobatidae. Gene Ontology annotation, cellular component: external side of plasma membrane. The record is from RefSeq and is a predicted model, not a curated record. Gene Ontology annotation, biological process: cytokine-mediated signaling pathway.
CAGUCUUGAUGUGUUUACUUGGCUCAGAAGCCUUUCAGGAACAGUCAGAGCCACUCCAAAGCAAGAAUCUGCAGAUCAUGAUUAGUGCCAACUGCCUGUGGAAACUGGGACUGUACCCCUUGCUGUUGAGUGCAGUUGCUGCUGUCCUGAAGCCACGACCCUCCAACCUGGAUCUCAAAAUCCUCCAGGUUAACACGGUCGGGUCGGAGAAGUUGAAAUGCUUCACUCAAACACUGGAGGAUUUCACCUGUGUCUGGGAUGAAAGGAACAACACAAGCAUCAGCAGCCGGUACAGAUUCUUCUACCAGUACCAAUACCAGGAUGACGAGAGAAAGAAAGAAUGUCAAUUAUCCAUGGAAGAGAUUGCCAACAACACAACACGUCACAUCUGUUCCCUUCCAAUGAUGGAGGUCUCCUUGUUUACCCCACUGGACAUUGAGGUGUUGCUAAACAGAAGUGUUGUCAUGAGCAGAAAGGACAUGUAUAUUAACCACAUGGUUGUCUUGGAUCCGCCGUCCAAUGUGACCGUUCGGCCAACCGGGAAACCUGGGCAGCUUCACGUCAAGUGGUCAGCACCUCCGUUUAAAUAUCUAGACAAUUCCUUAAUGUACGAAGUCAACUUCUCUUCCGUUGGAUCCAACAUACAGCAGGUUAACACUGUCAAAGGGAAAACGGAGUGUGUCAUUCUGAAGCUGAAAUCACAGACGGAAUACGUUAUCAGUAUCCGUGCGAAGCCGGAUGGAGUCUCCAUGGACGGAUACUGGACCACGUGGUCUAAGCCGGUGUCUGCUUUCACUGAUUCAGAUCUGGAUCCCCUGAUCUUGGGCCUGACAUCCGUUCUCAUCCUGAUCACCGCUCUGCUGUUAUUAACCAUCAUCCUCACCCGCCGCAGGAUGAUAAAGGAGACAGUCUGGCCGCUGAUUCCUUCCCCAGAGAACAUGUUUGAUGGACUUUUCACUGUACACCAUGGAAAUUUCCAGGAAUGGCUUGGGCGAGGCAAUGUACAGAUCUGGUGGAAUGUCCAGCUCUUUGGCACUGAUGAACCAUCUACAGCCCUGGAGAUCUUGUCCGAGAUAAACACCUUCCCACCAAGCUUUCUGAGGAACAAGCACCAGGAGAUCUUCCCAGAAGAUCGGAGAUUCCUGAUGAGCGGAUCAGGUACCUUCAAGCCCCAGCAGGAAUGGGUGCCGCUGGACGAGAGCGAGUCACCUGAACACUUGCAGCUUGAAGCCCACGCCAGGGAGGCCUAUGUUGUCCUGAAUCAGAAUUCGUUGCUCAAUAACGACUUCCUUUCCGGCACUUAUAAUGUGACUCACAGCAGCAGCGACGUUUCGGAGGAAGAAAUGCCUUUACAGUUGCUCUUCUGGGGUCCUGAAAUGAAGCGACAUAGCAAGGCUUCACCUGGAGAGGGGCAGGAAAACGUUCUGUCACGUGACUCGAUUUCGCAGCAUUCCUCACAGUCUAGUGGGAUUGAGUGUGAAAGCCCAGCAUCAUUUGGAGCUUUUGACUAUGCCAAAUGUGACCCAGCCGGGCACCUGCUGUACCCAUCAUCUUCAGAGGCUGUGCUAGAAAACACACACCAUCCAUACCUUCUAAUGCUGGAUUCUGGCAUCUCUGCUGACUUCAGCCUAACAAACUUCCCAUCACUUGUUAGUAAAUCUGAUGAAGGACUUUACACAAAUCUAUGCAAAAGGGAGGACCUCCAUGAGAACUUUCCCGUCUCAAGACACCUCCAUAUAGAAGCUUGAGCGAUUUCGGUUGUCCAUCAAGGAAGGUUCCUGUACUUGGGGAAAAGAAGGCUGAACUGAUGUUAACAACAGGAAUUCUGCAGAUGCUGGAAAUUCAAGCAACAUACAUCAAAGUUGCUGGUGAACGCAGCAGGCCAAGCAGCAUCUAUAGGAAGAGGCGCAGUCGACGUUUCAGGCCGAGACCCUUCGUCAGGACUAACUGAUGUUGUUGGUACUGAAGGCUUUAUUGUGCAAAUUGCAUCACAGACUUCAUUUGUACCGUUGGGGUGAAGCAGACUAGUCAAAGUUGUUGUGCAGAGUUAACAAGUCAAAUGGAGCUCACAAAGGAACAUCUACAACUAUGAGCAACAGAGGCAUCUGCUCAGAACCUGCACCUUCCCAAGAUAAUGCCAAAGAAACGGGCUACUCAACACUAGUCAGUUCACCAGUUUGGAGAUGAUAGCAAGGCAGACUGAGCAAUAUUGAUUGUGGAGAAAUAGUUCUUCAGGUAUUUCCUAUAAUGGGGAAGUCGAGAACCUAAGGGCACAGCCUCAGAAUAGAAGGACAUUCCUUUAAAACAGAGAUGACAAGUCGUUUCUUUAACCAAAGAGUGGAGAAUCUGUGGAAUUAAUUGCCGCAGAUGGCUGUGGAGGCCAAAUCAUUGGCUUUAUGUAAAUCGGAAGCUGAUAGGUUCUUGAUUAGUCAUUGCAUCAAAGGUUAUGGGGAGAAGGUAGGAGAAUGGGGUUGAAGGGGAAAAUAAAACUAGGAUGGAAUGGUGGAGUAGACUUGAUGGGCCAAAUGACUAAAUUCUGUCCCGAUGUCUUAUGGUCUUAUGUGUUUGAUUCCAUGAGGAAUUUGAAGGUGAUUGGUGGGCUGUUGAGGGUCUUGGUUGAACCUCAGGGGAAAGAACACGAGCCGUAGAUUUGGAACGAACACUUCCAGGGACAAAUCCCAUCUCUUAAACACCAGUAUUCAUGAUUGAUCCCUUGGAACUUAGGAUGUUCUUUCAGAUAAGUAAGUGGACGAGUUCACUUUUAUAAUGUUUAAAGAGAGCUAAGCUUUAUUUAUCACACGUACAUCAAAAGAUACAGUGAAAUGUAUCACUUGCGUCAAAUCAUGGACUGUGGUGGGUAGGCCACAAGUGUCACCAUGCUUCUGGCACUGACAUCGCGUGCUCACAACACACUAACCCUAACCUGUAGGUCUUUGGAAUGUGGGAGAAAACCAGAAUAAACCCACGUGGUCACAGAGAGAACAUACAAACUCCUGACAGACAACGGCAGAAAUCAAAUCCCAACCUUACAGGCAGCGCUGUAAUAGUGUUAGGCAAACUGCUAUGCUACCGUGCUGCACUACAAACACAAAGAGCAAGAUGGCAGAGAUAUUGAUACCUGUCAGAGUCUUGAGGUACGAGAGGGCUAAAGCUGGAAGGGGUUCAACUGUUAGGCGACUUUAGAUCAAUGACAUGAAACUAUUCAAUCUGCUUAUAUGAGGCGCCUCAAAGAAGAAAGAUUACUCAGUGAUUAUGUGAAAGGAGUAAGGUUGCCAUGACACCCCACACCAAGAAAAUCACCAGAUUUCAUAGAACAUUACGGCACAGUAUAGGCCUUUCGUCACACGAUGGUGUGUUGACCUUUUAACCUACUCUAAGAUCAUUCUAACCCUUUCUAACAUCCAUGUGCCUAUCUAAAAGUUCCUCAAAUACCUCUAAUGUAUCUGUCUCUACCACCACUCCUGGCAGGGCAUUCAAUGCACUCACAAUAGUGUAGUGGUUAGCAUAACAAUCCACAGUAAAGGCAACCCGGGUUCAUUUCCUGCCACUAUCUGCAAGGAGUUCGUAAGUUCUCCCCAUGACUGCGUGGGUUUUCCUCCCAUAUUCCAAAGAUGUAAUGGUUGAUAGAUUAAUUGGUCAUUGUAAAUUGUCCUGUGAUUAGGCUAGGAUUAAAUCGGGGGAUUCUGGUUUAAAGGGCCGGUAAAACAAAAUAGACCUGUUCGACUAGUUUUCCAAGACAGGGAUUCCCCAUAGGAAAGCCCUACAGUAGAACAUGAUGAAUUAACUCUCCCUGACAAAGGGGGCCAAUUACCUGAACGAGCAUCAAAAUGGUAAGACCAUGAGUCUUGUGACCUCGGAGAUCCAGAUCAGAACGUGGGAGUAGGCCAUCAAACCCACAAUUUUUGGGCAGUCUGCUGUUACACCAGAAACCUUGAUCAGGAAUACCUGCAGGGACAAGUAAAGGACAGACAGAUAGAGGAGGAGAAUUGGGAGGGAAACUGAAAAAUAGCAAGGAUAGAAGUAGCCUCUAAUGGCUUUAUCAAGUUUGUCGUUUUCAUACAUAGCAGACAAAUGCCAUGAAAGGUAACCUUUUGCAGCUACAGCAGAAUACGUUACAAGAUGACGAGAAACCACUGUUAACAUAAACUGAAAUAAAAUAAAUUAUAGAUAACUUUCUUCUGACGAAGAUGAAUAUUCAGAAUCAGAAACAGAAUCACGUUUAUUAUCACUGACAUAAGUGAAAUUUGUUGUUUUGCAGCAGCAAUGCUCCGUUCAUACGACUUAGCAUCCGUCUUACUUCAGCAAAUUAGUGCAAUUGGAGAGGGUGUUGCUUUCUCCUCAGAACUGACUUCCUACCAAAGUGGCAGGAGCUCUGUUCAACACUGAACACUGGAGUUUAACAACUCUAUGACCAUUCUGCACAAAAAUGGAUAUUUUUGUCCUAAUUGUGUUCCUUCUUGUAAAACAUUAACGUUUACCAUGUUUUUUCUUGUAAAUGCUGCUUAUAUGAUGCUAUGUGCCUGUGAUACUGCUCCAUGUGUCCCAUUGCACUUGUGCACAUUAUUCCAAAUGAGUCGAAAGUCGAGUUUAAAAACGCAAACACAAGGAAAUCCGCAGAUUGCUGGAAAUUCAAGCAACACACACAAAAAGUGCUGGUGAAAGUGGAGUUUAUUGUCAUACGCACAAGUAUGUGUGUGCAUAGGUGCAAUUUAAAAACUAGCAGCAGCAUCACAGGCACACAGUGCCUGAGACACAACAUUCACAAGAAAGACAUAAAUUAUGCAAAAUUAUACGAGAAAGACGAGAACAAAAAAAAAAGUCCAUUGUAGUGCAAAGUGAUCACUGCGUUGCUAUAGUAACAGAUUAGGAUUGUGUAAAUCGGUUCAAGAACUGAAUGGUUGAAGGGAAGUAGCUGUUCUUGAACCUGGUGGUGUGGGAUGACACUCCUGUAGCUCCUGCCUGAUGGUAGAAGAUGGCAUAGCCUGGAUAAUAAGGAGUUUUGAUUAUGAAUAUUGCCUUCUUGACGCAGCAGUGGCUGUUGUUACUACUGAUGGUGGAGAAGGAUAUGCCUGUGCUGUGUCCACUACUCUCUGCAACUUCUUACGUCCUUGAACAUUCGAAUGGCUGUAUCAGACUAUCAUGAAAACCAGUCAGGAUACUUUCAACAGGCCAUCUGAGAGGUUUGCUAGAUUAAUUGGUGACAGGCCAAACCUCCUAAAGCUUCCAAGAAGGUAAAGAUGUUGGCAUACAUCUGUAUGCUGGCCCAGGGCAUUUGUAUAGCACUGUGCCCGGUCUCUAGCUUGGCAUGCUGAUGGAAUAAUCUAGGGAACUUUAACUGUGUUUCAUGUUUCACAGUACCUCACAGACAUCUGCAGGAAAAAGUUCCUCCAGAGGGGAAAAUGAAGGGCCAAGGUUUCAGGCAGAGGAGUUGGCACAGGAUCAAUGUAUUCAUGUAGCAAUAAACAACAUUUUAUUAUCUGUAGGGUGGGGGUGGAAGUGGGUGAGCACAUUCUGUCCUUCUUGCUAAACACUGUGAGAUAGCAGAGAACGCAACACUACCACAAAUCCAGGAGCAGAUGCUUUGGUGAGGUACUCUUCAACCUGAUUUAAAUGACAUUAUAUUUCCCAUCCAUCAGUGAUAGUCAUUUGAUCUGAAGUGCACAUUACUGUAAAAUAUAAUUACUGAUCAAUAUGAAUAUUUUAUUUUUACAGAAUGUAUUUUGUUAGCUUGCUAAAAUGUUGUGAAUAUUUUUUUCAGCUGUUGUCUGAGCCUUAUUUUGGGCAGCUAUUUUUUUAUAUAAAUAAACAGAUUGAUUUAUUUUAUACCUUU